This is a messenger RNA of Bufo bufo (common toad), 2678 nucleotides long. RefSeq names its product zinc finger protein 850-like. The transcript is spliced from 2 exons. Gene Ontology annotation, biological process: regulation of transcription by RNA polymerase II. NCBI's taxonomy places the organism in Eukaryota, Metazoa, Chordata, Amphibia, Anura, Bufonidae. The record is from RefSeq and is a predicted model, not a curated record. Gene Ontology annotation, molecular function: RNA polymerase II cis-regulatory region sequence-specific DNA binding; DNA-binding transcription factor activity. The coding region runs from base 89 to 2623 and encodes 844 amino acids.
CGAUCCCCCGUGUAAGAGUGAGGUGGAGGAGGACAUUCCAGUCCAUGUGACCACAGAAAAUCCCUGUGAGAAGCCUGAAGGAAACAUCAUGUUAUCUCUAGAUUAUAAAGAAGAUGAAGAUACCAGGCAGCGCUCUUCAGGAGAAAACUUCAUUACCUGUAAUGUACAUCCAGGACUUCACAAUGCAGAUCCAUCAAAUAAUUCCCCCAAGAAUGAGGAACUUUCUAAUGACCAAUCACAGAUUAUCAACCGAAGUCCAAAUCUAUCAUAUAAUCAUCCGAAACAUGAGGAAUCUUCUCCUGACCAAUCACAGAUUAUUACUCCAAAUAUAAGGCAGAAACGGGGUAAAAGGUUUAAUUGUGAGGAACGUGGAAAACAGUUCAGAUAUAAGUCAGAGCUGUCUAUACACAGAAGUAACACAGGAGAGAAGCCAUAUUCUUGUUCAGAAUGUGAGAAAUGCUUUAAAUACAAAUCACGCCUUGAUCAACAUAAGAGAAUCCACACAGGAGAGAAGCCAUAUUCUUGUUCAGAAUGUGGUAAAUGUUUUACAGAUAAUUCAUAUCUGGUUGCACAUCAGAGAAUUCACACAGGGGAAAAGCCAUAUUCAUGUUCAGAAUGUGGGAAAUGUUUUAACCAGAAAUCAAGUCUUAAUAAACACAAAAGAAUUCACACAGGCGAAAAGCCAUAUUCUUGUUCAGAAUGUGAGAAAUGCUUUAGACACAAAUCACGCCUUGAUCAACAUAAGAGAAUCCACACAGGAGAGAAACCAUAUUCUUGUUCAGAAUGUGGUAAAUGUUUUACAGAUAAUUCAUAUCUGGUUGCACAUCAGAGAAUUCACACAGGGGAAAAGCCAUAUUCAUGUUCAGAAUGUGGGAAAUGUUUUAACAAGAAGUCAAGUCUUGAUCAACACAAAAGAAUUCACACAGGAGAGAAGCCAUAUUCUUGUUCAGAAUGUGAGAAAUGCUUUAAACACAAAUCACGCCUUGAUCAACAUAAGAGAAUCCACACAGGAGAGAAACCAUAUUCUUGUUCAGAAUGUGGUAAAUGUUUUACAGAUAAUUCAUAUCUGGUUGCACAUCAGAGAAUUCACACAGGGGAAAAGCCAUAUUCAUGUUCAGAAUGUGGGAAAUGUUUUAACAAGAAGUCAAGUCUUGAUCAACACAAAAUAAUUCACACAGGAGAGAAGCCAUAUUCUUGUUCAGAAUGUGAGAAAUGCUUUAAACACAAAUCACGCCUUGAUCAACAUAAGAGAAUCCACACAGGAGAGAAGCCAUAUUCUUGUUCAGAAUGUGGUAAAUGUUUUACACAUAAUUCAUAUCUGGUUGCACAUCAGAGAAUUCACACAGGGGAAAAGCCAUAUUCAUGUUCAGAAUGUGGGAAAUGUUUUAACCAGAAAUCAAGUCUUGAUAAACACAAAAAAAUUCACACAGGCGAAAAGCCUUAUUCAUGUUCAGAAUGUGGAAAAUGUUUCAUAGAAAAAAAAAUACUUACUAUACAUCAACGAAUUCACACAGGAGAAAAACCAUUUUCAUGUUCAGAAUGUGAGAAAUGUUUCACAGAAAAAAAAAGACUUACUAUACAUCAACGAAUUCACACAGGAGAAAAACCAUUUUCAUGUUCAGAAUGUGGGAAAUGCUUUAUCCGGAAAUCAACCCUUGAUCAUCAUAAUAGAAUCCACAAAGGAGAGAAGCCGUAUUUAUGUUCAGAAUGUGGGAAAUGUUUUGGACAUAAAUCAGAAGUUUUAAAACAUGAGAGAAUUCACACAGGAGUGAAGCCGUAUUCAUGUUUGGAGUGUAGGAAAUGUUUUAUUACGAAAUCGCAUCUUGAUCAGCAUAAAAUAAUUCACUCAGGAGAGAAGCCAUAUUCAUGUUCAGAAUGUGCGAAAUGCUUCAACCACAAAUCAAGCCUUGAUCUACAUAAAAGAAUUCACACAGGAGAGAAGCCAUAUUCAUGUUCAGAAUGUGAGAAAUGUUUCAUAGAAAAAAGUUGUCUUACUACACAUCGGAGAAUUCACACAGGAGAGAGACCAUUUUUAUGUUCAGAAUGUGGGAAAUGCUUUGUUAGGAAAUCAAAUCUUCAUCAGCAUAAGAGAAUUCACACAGGAGAGAAGCCAUAUUCAUGUUCAGAGUGUGGUAAAUGUUUUACAGAUAAAUCAUAUCUGGUUGCACAUCAGAGAAUUCACACAGGAGAGAAGCCAUAUUCAUGUUCAGAAUGUGGGAAAAGUUUCAAGCAAAAAAGAAGUCUUACUACACAUCAGCGAAGUCACACAGGAGAGAAACCAUUUUUAUGUUCAGAAUGUGGGAAAUGCUUUGUUAGGAAAUCAAGUCUUCAUCAGCAUAAGAGAAUUCACACAGGAGAGAAGCCAUAUUCAUGUUCAGAGUGUGGUAAAUGUUUUACAGAUAAAUCAUAUCUGGUUGCACAUCAGAGAAUUCACACAGGAGAGAAGCCAUAUUCAUGUUCAGAAUGUGGGAAAAGUUUCAAGGAAAAAAGAAGUCUUACUACACAUCAGCGAAGUCACACAGGAGAGAAACCAUUUUCAUGUUCAGAAUGCGGGAACAGCUUUACCAAGAAAUUAAGUCUUGAUCUACAUAAGAGAAUCCACACAGGGGAGAAGACAUGUUGAUGUUUUGUGUAAGAAUUCAAACUUGCAGACUUGUGUGUUCAUUUUACCUCAUUGU